AACCUAGUGAACUGCCAGCAGGGUGUUUUGGGGUGUAGAGGUGUGGGGCUGCAGCAUUUCCUCCACUAAGGGCCGCUGUGGUGCCGCUCUGACAGCGCUCCGUGUCGUUUCCAGCACCGACAGGUGGGUGGUGCUGUUUCCCCGCUGACAUUUAGAUGACACGGCUGUGUGGUGGCAGGCAGAGGACACACUCAGAUCAACCAGUAAUCACCACCGUACCUCACAACUGCCACGGUCUCUCCGAUCUGAAAAAAACCACACACCAACAGCGGCGCUUCCUAUUUCCUACCGGGGGGAGUGAAACUUUAAAAAGCCUGAAAAGGAACCAUGCUGCUGGACGAUACAACCCCGCGGACCUAAGCGACACGGAGAGACCAGAAAGUAGCUACCACCGAAACCACAAAGAAGGAGAAGGAGAAGCGAUCGGUGCUUUUUUGUUGUUUGUUUGUCACACACGGAGGGAAAGACGGCAUCCGGCCUGAGAAGAAGCUCCGAGGUCGGGGACUCCGGUCGGAGCAACGCUCAUCGUUUCUGGCCUCCCCUUCCCGAGAGCUCCGUGGAGAAGAUGAAGCGGUUCAAGAGACGUCUCUCUCAGACGCUACGAGGCAGCCACACCAUCGACGAGUCGCUGUCCGAGCUGGCCGAGCAAAUGACCAUAGAGGAGAACGGCCUGAAGGACAGCGAGCCCAUAGUGAGGAACGGCCGUCCCCCGUCGGCCCACAGUGUCCACUCCUUCCUCCACCAGUAUACGGGCUCCUUUAAAAAGCCACCACUGCGACGACCUCAGAGCGUCAUUGGAGGAGGCCUUGGGUCUCUCAUGGUCAUGCCUCGCAAUGGCAGUCGCCUUGAUAUCGUCCACGAGAACCUGAAGAUGGGGUCGGAUGGGGAGAGCGACCAGGCGUCGGGGACUUCCUCUGAUGAGGUGCAGUCGCCCACGGGUGUUUGUCUGAGGAACAGAGGGAACAGACGCAUCUCUGCGGAGGACCUGAACAAACGUCUGUCCCUUCCUGCCGACAUCCGGAUACCUGACGGUUACCUGGAGAAACUGCAGCUGAGCAGCCCGCCCUUCGACCAGCCACUGAGCCGACGCUCCCGCAGAGCAUCACUGUCAGAAAUUGGAUUUGGGAAGCUGGAGACCUACAUCAAACUGGACAAACUAGGGGAGGGCACGUACGCUACAGUCUUCAAGGGAAGGAGUAAGCUGACAGACAACCUCGUGGCACUGAAGGAGAUCAGACUGGAGCACGAGGAGGGGGCACCAUGUACGGCGAUCCGAGAAGUGUCGUUACUGAAGGACCUGAAACACGCCAACAUCGUGACGCUGCACGACAUCGUCCACACAGACAAGUCACUCACACUGGUCUUCGAAUACCUGGACAAAGACCUGAAGCAGUACAUGGACGACUGCGGGAACAUCCUGAGCAUGCAGAAUGUCAAGAUUUUUCUGUUCCAGAUCCUGCGAGGUUUGGCGUACUGUCACAGACGGAAAGUUCUUCACAGAGACCUGAAGCCUCAAAAUCUGCUCAUCAAUGACAAAGGAGAACUCAAACUGGCCGACUUUGGCCUGGCGAGGGCCAAGUCCGUGCCCACUAAAACAUACUCUAACGAGGUGGUAACACUUUGGUAUCGGCCUCCCGACGUGCUGCUCGGCUCCUCCGAGUACUCCACGCAGAUCGACAUGUGGGGUGUGGGCUGUAUAUUCUAUGAGAUGGCUGCCGGUAGGCCCCUGUUUCCAGGCUCCACAGUGGAGGACGAGCUGCACCUCAUCUUCAGGCUGCUAGGCACUCCAACAGAGGACAGCUGGCCUGGAAUAUCCUCUAUCGACGAGUUCAAGUCCUACAAGUUCCCCAAAUACAAGGCCCAGCCCCUCAUUAACCACGCACCCAGGUUGGACACUGAUGGCAUUGACCUGCUGAUGUCAUUCCUAAAAUACGAGUCAAAAAAGAGGAUCUCUGCUGAUGAAGCAAUGAGACAGCCGUACUUCAGGAGCCUGGGGCCACGUGUGCACACACUGCCAGAGAACAUAUCCAUAUUCACACUGAAGGAGGUGCAGCUGCAGAGAGAUCCCGGCUACCGGAACUCGUCAUAUCCAGAGUCAGGCAAUGGAAAGAGCAGAAGACAAAGCAUGUUGUUUUAGACUCUCUGGACUGUAUUUUUUUUUUAUUUGGGAAGGAUCUCCUAGCUGUAGAGACUCGCUGAUGGAUCAGUAACCUGAGAUGGAUGUUGGCGCGGAGCAUCAUCGUCAUAUCACCAUCAUCAUCAUCACUCUCCCCUCAAAGCUACUUGGGAUACUUGUCCACAGUGCGACCCCCAAACCCCCUCGCCCCCCUCCCAGGUUUGGGUUGAACCUGGCCCAAAACAGACAUUUAUAUACUGUACAUCUAUAUUUAUUGAGAAGAGAAUUUGCUGCUAAAUCCAACUACUGUCUAGAAAUCUAACUGGUUCAGUCACUUUAAUGAGUACAUGCAAUGUAUAUAGAUUUUUAUUUUUAUUUUUUUUUGAAGUGGUGGUAUUAGUUAUAUUUUUUGUCAUUUCCAUUUUCAUACAUAAAUACUCCACCUCAAAGCUCCUCCUCAGUGUGAGUGGGUGCGUAGGGCACACCAGCAGACAGACAGGGGGACGUUUCUGCAGCUCGAAUGGGUUUGAUUUUUUUUUUUUUUGGCCUCUGUUGCCACGGUGCUGUUCUCAGCUGCACAAAUCAUUUGUGACCAUUUACUCUGAAGGUUUUUUGAGGCCAGCUUUGAUAUAAUAACUGAUAUUUUUAUCCUAACUGGAGGCUAACAUGAGAGCAGUGCUGCCAAACUCUGUGCAAAAAAACACAUCAUUUUUGUCAGAUGCUGGCAUAUCAUUCCAGGAUGCUGUGGUCUCUGCCGUGACCAAUGAACAAAUGCAGGACGAAAAAGGCAACACAGGAUUAUUAACAAGGGCAUUACAGGAUUAGAUAUGCCUCCUAAAUUCUUCAGAAAUCCUAAAUAUUUAACUACAGUGAACAACCUCCUCGUCAUUGUUCUUUCCCACCUCAAUCUGACACAUUUUCUUCUUCAGUCUGUUACAAAGAGGAGGUGUUAAGUGUUGGAAUGUGCAGUGCUGCCUUUACAGAUGUAUUCUCCUUUCUGCCAUUCCCAUCUACAUCAACUGUAAAAAUGGGUCCUUUUUUUCUGGAUUGCCUCCAUCAUAGUGUUGCAUGCCUGCUCUGUUGUAUGAGGAAGCACACAGCCACUGAACUCCUAAUUCAGGGAGCACUAGCUAUAGUCCUGCCCCUAGUGAAUUAAGAUAUUGAGUCACAGUCUAUUUAACAGUGUUACAAGAGAUGUUUUGUAUGACAGUCUUUAACUUUAUUUGUGGAUAAUUGUUAUUGGUGUGGGAUUUCAUUGCAGAUGCCCUCCGAUAUUUGAGCUUUUUUUUUUCGAGAGUAAAGAAAAUUAAAUCUAAAGUUUAAACAGAAUUCACGUGAACUGAUUUGGGUUUUCUUUUUUGUCCCUGAUGUACAAACACUUCACAUUUUGUUUUAGCUGCUGUAAAACUUGAGGGUGCCUGUGUUUAAGCAUUCAAUGCUUUGUUUAUUGAAAAUGACAAGACAUUCUUCUCAAUACAAAAAAAUAUACAGAAUACACACUGUAUACCAAGUCCAGUAUAAAAAAGAACCUUAAAAGCGUUACAAAGUUUUUCAUUGAUUUGAAAUCUCGUCUUCAUUAAAAGAUUUGAAAUAAAGAGCAAAAUAGGACAACAAGGCACAGCCGGUACUAUCUGAGAAGCAUAGUGCAUACAUUACAUACAAUACCACACAAGUGAAACAAGUUUCACAUGGUGGUGAACAUUUAAAGGUGCUAUAUGUAAGUUUGCUAUUGCUACAUAACCAACAUUAGCAUUAGCAGCUAUUUAUUUUGGCCAUUGUUGUGUCAGAAAGACCAUAGGUCUGGACAGUGCUAUUUCUUAACCUUCUCAUAUUGGACUGAGGGCAGACUGGAUGCUACAGUGGCUCACUAUUGCUAAUUGGUAUUACAAGAUGGGAUGGGCCGGAGCUAUCAGGUUAGCGUGCCAACUUCAGUAAAAGAAAAGAAGUGAUCAAAAUAGAAGCAAAACAAGAGUUAACAUUGGUGUUGUUUUCCACCACUAGAGACAGCUCUUGGUGAGAAAAAGAAUGAAGUGUGAUGCUGAACUUGCAACAUUUCUUCUAGACUCGUAAGUAAACAGCCAUUAAUGCUAACGUUGACUAUGUUGCUAUAGCAAAAACUUACAUGAAGCACCUUAAAGGAAAACCUUUAAAAAAAUUUUGCUGUCUGUUUUUUUUGUUUGGUUUUUUUUUUU
This is a messenger RNA of Lates calcarifer (barramundi perch), 4308 nucleotides long. Its product is annotated as cyclin-dependent kinase 17. The record is from RefSeq and is a predicted model, not a curated record. The coding region runs from base 566 to 2137 and encodes 523 amino acids. Lineage: Eukaryota; Metazoa; Chordata; Actinopteri; Centropomidae. Gene Ontology annotation, cellular component: cytoplasm; nucleus. Gene Ontology annotation, molecular function: protein kinase activity; ATP binding. The transcript is spliced from 17 exons. Gene Ontology annotation, biological process: protein phosphorylation.